Soboliphyme baturini is the source of this 1128-nucleotide messenger RNA. Lineage: Eukaryota; Metazoa; Nematoda; Enoplea; Dioctophymatida; Soboliphymatidae. The record is from the annotation of a GenBank genome assembly.
AUGAAAGACAAUGAUGAGGUAGGUUUGGUUCGGCAAAGUUGGCUUGGCUUGACGAGAUCGCAAUCGAGAUGUGUCGAAGCGAGGCAACGGGAGUCGAGAGUGAUCGCCUCCUUCGCCAUCGACGUCGCCGUCGUCGUCUUCCUCCACUUAUCCGCCCCCGUCCAAUGGAUGGACCAGCGGAGGUUGGCAGCCAGCCAACGGCGAAGCGCAAAAUCUGGUCGCGCUGUCUUCGUCGUCCAAGUGGUUGUCAUCGUCGCCUUCGUGCUGUCGUUGUCGUCCUUGUCGUCGUUGUCGGCAUUGCGCCGCCUAAGCGAGGUGAGAGGACCGCUGCUGUCCCCAUUCAUCGCCCUUUCUCCCGUCAUCUGUUUUACCCUUGCCACAAAUCCUUCGUUGCUUCUUGGCGCCGUCAGAGAGGAGAUUAACUGCUACUGCUGUUGUUGGUGUCUUGCCGAGCUGGUCGGCCGGCCGGCCGGUUCAAACGUCCCCCUACGACGGGACACACGAGAAUUGACCCGCGCGAUCGGGACCGGAUCCACGCUAUCCCCUUUCCUCGUGACCCUCGCUUUUUCUGCCUCGCUUUACUGGCUUUUGUUCGACGUCGUUAGAAGUGGAGAUAACGGCGCCGUUUCGUCGCCACUCAUCCAGCUGUCGGCAAGGCCGAUCAUUGCGCGCUCGUACAUUGAGAUCUUUGCACUCGGAGGAGCGCACGAGGCGGCGAAGCGGAGGGCGAGGACGAGGGCGAAGACGAAAGCGAAGACGAAGGCGAGGACUCGAGCGGAGGAGGACACGAAGACAACGUGCAGACUGCCGGUCGGCGGCGGAUUCAUCGAUCACGGACGGAUGACGCCCGGAUUAGAGGCUUGGCGAUGGAUGGAUCAAGAGCAAAGCGCGCGAUCAGAAAUCGAUUUCGCCUCCAUUGCGUCCUCACGUCGCCCGGCCGAUCGUCUGUCCGUUCGUCCCUCGUCGGUCUCGGCCGACUCAGUGAGUUGGCUUAUGACGAGCUGCUUCGUUCGAAUUCGGCACUCGGCGCCAAGUUCCUCUAGCGAGGCACCGACAAAGGUAGGUAAGGACGAGGACGGGGCGGAACGGAAGGUAGAAGAGGGAACUGCGCGAAAGCCGAGCGAGUGA